AUAAUACCUAAUAAAGCCACCCCGUACAAGAAAAGUGCUACAGAAAACCCCAGUCUCUCUUGUACCUUACAAACCACGAUGCCAUCUAAGACUCCACCUUCCAGCUUCUCUUAGCAGUAUAAAGAAGGUAGAAACUGUAUCUCUCUCUCCGUCCCUCCCUCUCUCUCGCUCUUUCUCUCCCCCCCCCCCCCUUUCUCUCUUUCAUCAUUUCUUCAUUUAAGCAAAUCUUCAAGUCUCUAAUAUCAGAGCUAAUCCUCAGAGCUGAGUCCUGGAUCCUGAGCAUCACAGUGUGUGAAACAGAACAGAACAGUGAAGCGCGAUGGCUGCAGCCGGGCUGGAGAUCCUGGGGAUGAUCCUGACCGUUGCCGGGUGGCUUGGCGUGAUGGUUGCCUGCUGUUUGCCCAUGUGGAGAGUAGCGGCGUACAUAGGCCAGAACAUCGUCAUCACUCAGAUCGUGUGGGAAGGUUUAUGGAUGAGCUGCGUGGUGCAAAGCACAGGGCAGAUGCACUGCCGUGUCUACGACUCCAUGCUGGGACUUCCCGAUGACCUGCAGGCUUCCCGGGCUCUCACUGUUGUAAGUACACUGCUUGGUGUGAUAGGCAUGGCUCUGGCAGUGGCUGGAGCAAAGUGCACCAACUGCACCUCAGACAGAGCGAACAAGCCGCGCAUUAUGUUGGCAGCCGGGGUGACGUUUAUAAUGUGUGGACUGAUGCUGCUAGUGGCCGUCUGUUGGACAGCUAACGGCAUCAUCCUGGAUUUCCACAACCCGCUUCUAGAGGAGACGCAAAAAAGGGAUUUUGGGAACUCGCUGUACUUCGGAUGGGGCGCCUCCUGCCUGUUGAUCCUAGGUGGAGCCAUUUUGUCUUGUUCCUGCUCCUCAAAAGCACAGAACAAUGCUGUGCCGAAAAGAGUGGACUACUCAGGGGUCAAAUCUGUCUCUGUGAAUGGAUUUGAUAGGAGAUACUAUGUUUGAGGGGUCUGAACCUUUGCACAUGAUGGAACUUGAGAGAAAAGCCAAGAAGACUGCUAAAUGACGGCAACAAGCAUGUCAUUAACAAAUUAUUGACUGAUGCUGAACUUUGAUUAACAACCAGGCAACUGUUUUUAUUUUCAUUUCAUUUCAUCUUAUAUUGUAUUUGUUAUUGUUGCAAUUACUUUGUCUUUUGAUCAAAGUUUUGCAUGAUCCAAAUGCUAAUAGGUGAAUAAUCAGUUGCUCUUUUAUAUCAAUGAAAUUAUGAUAAUAAAUGCAGGUUUUUCCAUGCAUAUUGCAAAAUGAAUGGUAACGUUUAUUUUGAGUCCACUUGAGACAUUUUAAUAACUAUAAGUAAAUUCGUAACUAACUGUCAUUAGAGUAUUAGUAAACUGUUAGGUUAAAUUUAUUUACAAGAAUAUGUUGAAAUGUAUGUGUAAAGUUACGUAUAGUGGAUUGUUAAAAUAAAGUGUUACCAUAUUAAUUUAUGGACAGACAUGCCUGAAUGUAUU
Carassius auratus (goldfish) is the source of this 1482-nucleotide messenger RNA. Its product is annotated as claudin-9. Gene Ontology annotation, cellular component: membrane; bicellular tight junction. Gene Ontology annotation, molecular function: structural molecule activity. The record is from RefSeq and is a predicted model, not a curated record. Bases 320 to 973 code for a protein of 217 amino acids. The transcript has a single exon. Lineage: Eukaryota; Metazoa; Chordata; Actinopteri; Cypriniformes; Cyprinidae.